Sphaeroforma arctica JP610 is the source of this 1494-nucleotide messenger RNA. RefSeq lists its product as hypothetical. The record is from RefSeq and is a predicted model, not a curated record. The transcript has a single exon. The coding region runs from base 278 to 1408 and encodes 376 amino acids. Lineage: Eukaryota; Ichthyosporea; Ichthyophonida.
UGGAUUUGUAUUAAACAAAAAAUACAUACAUAGAGAAGUCUGAGAACUUGAGAUGGCCAUGGUUUUAUAAUUCGUUUUUUUGAUUUGUAAUAUAAUAAAUAAAUUUGGAGAACAUUUGUGUGGCGAGUUGUCGACGCUCCAAAUAUGCCUCUGGUACAGCUAUGUAGAGUCUCAACUCAUCUGUAAUAUGUAUUUAGUAUUUAAAGGAUCGCCAAUCCUGCCAAAUGUCAGACUUCAAACUUGAGCUUCUUUUCAACAGAUCUACAUACACUUCAAAAUGAUGAUUCGGAUUUCAACGCUAGUCACGGUAUCCUUGCUCAACACACUAGCUACUGCACAGCCACCACAAGGUGGCGGUGGCAUGGGACCCCCUGGAGCUGCGAUUCCCACUGGUACGGUACCCCAAAGUGUAGCGCCAGGAGUCAAUGCUAAUGGUACGGGUACUGGGGUAGCAGGAGCUGGACAGGGUAGACCAGCCGGAGGCCCAGGUGGUGGCAUGGGAGGGGGGUCUACCUCAUCGGAGAGCUCUACAGAGUGUGCGACUGCGGAUGGUGUAGCAUGCAAUCAGGAUGGCAGUAGCAACGAGUUCAGUGGUUCGUUAACGUACGAUGCAUCAUCCGGCUUGCUCAGUGGUACAGUUAUUUUCAACCAGUGCCCCAACAGUGACCCGAGUGGUCGUGUAGACGAUGGUUUCGACUACAGGAUCAUCGCCACAAGCGACUGUCAGGAAAUGACAUUCCCCGUUGAUGGAUACAACACCACAGGUCCUUGGGCUGCACCUUUGAGAAAUCGAAUUGGCAUCAGCUUGUACGGUGUGAAUAUCUAUGGCCCAUUUGAGGCUGGGUUUGUCGAAGGAUUCGUCUGUGAUGGAUCAUGCUCGGCUGGAGUUGACGUACCUGCCUGUGACGCGACCCUUGAGUUCCAGUGUGGUGCAGAGAAUGUAGACACGUCAUUACUACUAGAUCCGUGCUCUGGACACGCCACCCCGUACCAUUUCCAUGCUGAUCUCAGCUGCGAGUACGAUCAGAAUGCUUUGGGACACUCCCCUAUGAUUGGUCUUGCUUUAGAUGGCCGUGGUAUUUAUGGGUUAAAUGAGGGCAAUGCAGAUGGCGUAGCUGUGCAACCCACUGACCUCGACUUCUGCGGUGGUCACUAUGGAGCAGUGGAGGAGGGUGGCACUGAGGUAUAUCACUACCACACACAGACCACAGCGCCGUAUGUUUUGGGUUGUUUCGGUCCAGGAGUUGAUACUGUAGAGCAGUGCAGGGCAUUGUACCCUGACACGUGUGGAACCGGGUUCCUGAUACUCGAGACAGAGAGUGGAAGAACGUGUUAUGAUACCGAUUGCCCAUGUUACUUCGCCGACGGCACCAACACAGAUUACACAGAAACCACGUGUCCAGUCUAAUUUCUCAAUUUGAACAUACCCGAAAAUCGCUCAAUAGCUUCGAUUCAAUUCAAAACGACACACAAUAAAUCAUUUAAUUAAUAGGA